Kluyveromyces marxianus DMKU3-1042 is the source of this 1179-nucleotide messenger RNA. It is a transcript of the gene ESC2, whose product is annotated as Esc2p. The record is from RefSeq and is a predicted model, not a curated record. The transcript has a single exon. NCBI's taxonomy places the organism in Eukaryota, Fungi, Ascomycota, Saccharomycetes, Saccharomycetales, Saccharomycetaceae. The coding region runs from base 1 to 1179 and encodes 392 amino acids.
AUGAGUGAUAGCGACUCAGAUGACUUCUUUUAUAAUCAAGAUCUUUCUGAAGAAGAAGAUGAAUUGGAGAUAGCAGAUGAUACUAAUGUGGUCAACACAUCGACUCUCAAGUUAUCUACGCCGUUGAUAGCGAACAAAAAGAGGGCAUAUAAUGAUGAAAAUCUUAAGAAUUCCUCUGUCAAAACUCAGAAAACGGAAGCAGAGACAGAGAAUGCCAUUGACAAAAUAGAUUCUCAAGAUGAUUCUGACAGUAUUGUACUUCUAAGUGACGAAUCCCCAUCUAGCGAUUCCUAUGUUUCAGAACAGGAAAUAUUACCUGCAAAAAGCACUAGAGAGAAAAAACCAAUUACUAUCAAUACACAUGAUGAAACAUUCGAUUUCUUAAACGAAAUAACUAAGGAUGCAAAGAGAUUUGAUGCUCUUCGGAAAAAUGAUCCAAGGACAAGAAGAAUCUACAAUAUUAACUUCGUAUCCACCCUAGAAGGAACUCAAAAUAAAAGAGUGAAUGUUAAAGUAACUGGAAACAAAUCAUUUGAAAGUAUUCUACCGAUAACAAUUAAAAGCUUCAUUAAAUCCUACAAAGUCCCAAGAAGUCUCCAAAUGUUCUACAAACCGGCAGACUUAGUGCUCUUUCGAGCUGGAAUAGAAGUUUUACCGUUUUCAAAUUGCGAUAGCUUACAAAUUCCUUCUAAUUCAAUCAGAGAAGAGGCAGAGGUUGAUUUGAUCAUAGUUCAUGCUUCGGAAGCCCAAAACUAUAAGAACGAAUACAAAAGAAUUCGGGAUUCAAGACUACACUCCUUUGAUGACGAAAAUGAAAGUAAAGAUGAAAACCCAGACAGUAAAAAUGAUGAUAAGUUCAAACUGUUUGAAAAAGAGUUGGAAAAUGCACCUAAGUUAGAAAUGAGCCCUGACGAAGUUAUAGAAAUUGCCGAAAUGGAUUCUGAGGAGGAAAAUAUCAUUAGACUAGUCCUUAUAGAUAAGAAAAACAAGCGCACAUCAAUACCUGUCCAUCCUUCCAUGACAUUUAGGGACAUUGCAGAAAAGUAUAAGCAAAUAUCAAAAUUAUCCAGCGAUACAGUUGUAAAAUUGACAUUUGAGAAUACAGAUAUGGAACCAUCUGAAACUGUAGAAAGCCAAGAUUUGGAAGAAGAUGACAUUUUAGAAAUCAAAAUUAUAUAA